AUGUCUGUGGCGACGAUAAAUCGGGACACGGCUUUUCAGGUCCGGUCCUUGUUCCGCUCUCUGUUGCGUCAGUCGUCACAGUUCUCCCACUAUAACUUCCGGGAGUAUGCUCGCCGGAGGACAAGGGACGCAUUCCGCGAACAUCAGAAGGAAACCGAGGAGCGGAAGAUCCAGGAGUUGAUACAGGAGGGUCUGAAGAAUUUGCGGAUGAUGAAGCAAUCAGUCAGUUUUACCAGCUGGACAAGCUGGUUGUUGAAGGGCAGAAAACGGGGAAAGAAACCGGCAACAAAGGCGAAAUCGUUCGCCAGAAGGAUACGGAGUGCUAGACAUGUCAUUUAUCAUCCUCUGAAAAGCUCUUGCAGCACAUGCUUGGACAUGGACUGCGGCAGUGCAAACAUGGAAGUUUGGGUCACGUGGUUUCUGCAGCCUCCGCAAAGGCUCCGUAUCCGCAUCCGCUUCCAAGUCGCGCAAAGCCAGCGAUCCAGCACUACAGACGCGCUGCUUCUCUCGGCGCAUUCACCUUUUGGUGGUACAUUGUGGAGAGACAUAUUGUGCGCUGAGUCCCGCUCUAUUUCGCUUUCCUAUCAUAGAAACAAGCAAGUCCUUGUGGCAAUAAUUGAAGAAUACGUAUUCGUUUCUGAGCGUCUGCCGCGCCUCCCAAGCUCGGCAUCAUGGCUCCUACCAUCCUCCCGAUCGGGUCGCCAGUUUGCCGACAACACUGUCAACCGCAACCGCCAAGGACAGGUUGACCAUGAUGUCUUCGAGGGCUUACCCGUGCGCCGCUGGGCGCGCCAGCCAUAUACCUUCUCCCAGGAUCCUAAAUUGGACGUCCCUGACUCCAGCGCCGACGACGGCGGUUCAAAUCAAUAUUUUCCGGAACUUCCCAUGCCAAAGGACAGCCAUCUACUAUCACCGAUGAGUCGGGCCCUCCUUCGUGCGGCGCGCGCAGGCUGUAUUUACCUUCGCCAUGUCAACAGUGAAACUGAAGAGGACGACAAGGAGACUACAGAGGCUGGAGAAACGGCCCCUGCCACGAGGGUGGAGCGAAGCUUCACAGCGCGCAAAUGGACGGCCGUCCCUAAACACAUGGAACCUCCAGAAGUGGAAUUUCUGGCCAAGAGGAGACCGGGGUUGCCUUCUCUAUAUGGUGCCUCUGGCACAUUGAAUGCCAACAACCGUCCACCGAUGAGGAAGACAAAGAUCAAGAAGGUCGAUCCGACUACAGGCGAGGUCUCGGUUUACGAGGUCUGGGUUCCUGAGGGGCAUACAGUAGAGGGAGAAAUCAAGGAUGAUGCUGAGGCUUCGCCCGAGCAGAAGGAGGCUACCGCGACGACAGAAACACCUGCUCCUGGGACCACCGCAGAAGUGGUUGGUGUCACCAACGCUGACGGUGCUGUUGCCGCUAGUGAAGAUGCAAAUACGGUAGAAUCCCCAAGCAAACGGCGAGGCCCUCCACCACCGAAACGCAAGGGGAAGGGAGCCGGCAAAGGCCGUAGGAAGAGGGUGAUGUUUGCCCCUGGCGAGGGUGCUGAUGCGGCUAUGGUACACGGUGCGGAUGGGGCUGGAGAUGAACGCAUGCCCGUUGACGGGGAGCAGUUCGAGGAAGAGGAAGAAGAAGAAGGCGAGGAGGGCGAGGAGGGUAUGAAAGAAGAAGAUGCUGCCCUAGAAGCGAAAUCUCCAAGCAUUGCUCUGCCAGACUCAGGCACAACAUCCGUGACGGAACAAGCUGCUGCGCCAGUUGAGCCUUCUGCUGAAAAUCAACCUUCAACUUCUGAUCAACAGCCACCCGUUACGGCACUGCCACCAGAGAAGCCGUCUUUGGAGGCUGCACCAGCUCCCUCUCAGGAAAUACCGGUCCCAAAUGGCACCGACGUCGUGUCUACCUCAGUUCAAAAUGCUGCAGACACAGAAAGCCAACAAUCUCUGCAAGAGUUGCAGCAAUCUAAACCACCUUCGCCUCCGGGUUCAGCGGCACCUCCCACAUUAGAGCCUUCACCGGUUGUUGGAACAACGACUAAUGAUGAAGUUCCUGGAAGUGCACCUGAUAAUGUACAAAUAUCUCAGAACGCAGAACCUGUCGCUGAGCCUGCGCCGGACGCAAUGGAGGGCGUCGAGCAGACCCAUACGACAGAAAAUCUAACCGUUCCAGAACAAGCUCCAGCGCUUGAAAAGGCGGACGUUCCAGGGGUUGUGGAACAAACGACAACAACCGGAAACCAAGAAGCAGUGGAAACGGCGGGUGAAGUUUUGUCACAGGCUCCAGCUCCAAUUACAACUGCUGAGGUUGCCUCCGCGCCCGUUGUUUCGGAGGCCAUCUCCCAGCCGGUUCCUGGGGUUAGUGCCGAGGGAAAUGUCGACCUUUUGGGCACUCUCGAGGCGAGUCUAGGGGAGGAGAAAGUGAAAGUUUCUCCUGAACAGGGUGGAACGACUGGAUCAGCGUCCGCAGAACAAAACCUGCCUCAGACCACUGCAGUCUUACCUGCACCGGAAUCAGCUUCAGCUACAGCUCCAGCCGCGCCACCAGCACCAGCACCGGCAGUCUCUGAAGAGGUAAAGGCGGAACCAGCACAAACCAGCGAACCGCAACUUCAGCCUCAACCUGGACCAGGACCUGUGCCUGAACCAGUGACCAAGGAGGGUGCUGUCGCUGAAGAAAAGAAAGAAGAGCCGGAAGCGUAA
Rasamsonia emersonii CBS 393.64 is the source of this 2679-nucleotide messenger RNA. RefSeq lists its product as uncharacterized. The record is from RefSeq and is a predicted model, not a curated record. Bases 1 to 2679 code for a protein of 892 amino acids. Gene Ontology annotation, biological process: iron-sulfur cluster assembly. Lineage: Eukaryota; Fungi; Ascomycota; Eurotiomycetes; Eurotiales; Trichocomaceae. Gene Ontology annotation, cellular component: mitochondrion; L-cysteine desulfurase complex. The transcript is spliced from 7 exons.